UAUCAGAUAUAGUAGGCAAUGAAUGACACACGUCGUCCCCCAUCUUUUGGGUUUUUGCAUUAGCUCACCAUGAAAAUUAGGGAUUCUCACCUCUUCCACCAAUCCACCUUCCCUUCUACACAGACGACAUAGAAUUUACAAUUUUGCCAGUCAAUGCUUAAACCCUAAUUUGGGUUCGCUAAAACCCUAAAAUGGUGGCAGCAUGUUUGAGUGGCAGAGCAAAGCUUACCACUUUGACUUUUCUGUGCUGUUCUUGUUUUAAUCGAUUUAACUACACUGUAUCUGUUGGUUUACACUUACACUCUUCUGCUAAAGGAUUUCGGACAUUCAACACAUUGCAUUUCUGUGGAAAUUUCUUCCUUCACAAUUGUAUUAAAUCCAUCCCAGUUGGAGUCCUCCUCAAUUGGCCAACUUUUUUCCCUGGUAUUUUUGGCUGCUGCCAAUCAUUCUCAACCCAGGCAUCCCACACAGAAAUUGUGAAUGAAGUGUUGGCAGAAGUUCUCUCGGUUAUGGCCAUUUCUCAAAGUUCAGGAGAGGAACUCUGUGCUACAUAUAUUGAUAAGUUUUGCAAUGACAGAAAUCUAUCAGGAGCCAUUAGGCUAGUACGGACUUUGCAUGAUAAAAAUAUCCCCCUUCACCCGAGUUCACAGAAUCGCCUUCUGAAAACUGUGGGCGAGGAAAAUGAUAUUGGCCUUCUAUGUGAGAUUUUCAAGGAUCUGUUAGUAUCUUACAAAAUUCUGAAUUCAUCUACAUAUCUUAUCUUUGCUCAAGCAUUUAUCAAGGAAAAUGAUGUUUCCUGCUUACUAAGAUUUGUCAGGGAAAUUCCGGAAUUGAUCUUUCCUAGUACGAUGGUUAUGAAUAGGAUCAUCUUUGCCUUUGCUGAAUGUGGACAGGUUGAUAAGGCCUUGCUGAUUUUUGAUCAGAUGAAGAAUUUGAAAUCCAAGCCUGAUGUGAUCACGUAUAACACCAUUUUGCGGAUCUUAGGCAAGUGUGGUAGAAUAGAUGAAAUGCUUAAUGAGUUUGUGGCAAUGAAAGAGGGUGGUCUAAUUCCUGAUAUUGUUUCUUAUAAUACCUUAAUUACUGGAUUGCGAAAGGUUGGCAGGCUUCAGUCAUGCUUAGUAUUUUUCAGAGAGAUGUGUGAGAGAGAAAUUGAACCAGAUUUGCGGACUUAUAGUGCUUUGAUCGACAGCUUUGGAAAAUCUGGUAACAUUGAGGAAUCGCUUAGACUUUUUAAUGAGAUGAAGCACAGAGGUAUCUGCCCAUCGAUUCAUGUUUACAGGUCACUGAUCAGUACUUUAAAGAAGAUGGGGAAGUUGGAGUUGGCUAUUGCCUUUUCAAAUGAGAUGAAGGAAUCGAUCUCAAAUCAUCGUGGGCCAAACUAUAAUCAACAGAAAAACAGAUAGUUUAGCAGUUCAAAAUUGAUUAUUGACACCGGUUCGAGUAAUGUUUACAAAAAGCAUCUGUUUGCUCCAUGCUGUUGCUGCUGCUAUCUUGAACAAGAAGGCACCUGUUGCGGCCAGCAAAGUUGAAGAACCAUAAGCAGCUAUCCGGUCCAAUCAUACACUGACUUCCCACAUUUGAUGGUUGGAAUGACUACACACAACUGAAUUUUUCAUUGUGUGGGUCCUUAAUAUGCUCUUAUCCUGUAUGAAAGGGGAGACGAUAUGCAUUUAGUUAAUGUUCAAUGGUGUAAAUAUCAAAUUAAUGUAGAUGUUGUAACCUCAUUUAUAGUUUGGUGCAUCAUGUAAGUGGUGCAAAAGGGCUUCUCUGCUGAUUGAGCUCUUCUUCUUUCUUUUUUCUUUUUUUUUGCACAAUAAACUGAGAGAUAUUACAAUUGUAUGGUGUGUUUACCUCCUUUUUCCCCC
This is a messenger RNA of Capsicum annuum, 1865 nucleotides long. RefSeq names its product pentatricopeptide repeat-containing protein At1g11900. The record is from RefSeq and is a predicted model, not a curated record. Bases 192 to 1403 code for a protein of 403 amino acids. The transcript has 3 exons. NCBI's taxonomy places the organism in Eukaryota, Viridiplantae, Streptophyta, Magnoliopsida, Solanales, Solanaceae. Gene Ontology annotation, molecular function: protein binding.